Messenger RNA from Orussus abietinus, 1191 nucleotides. RefSeq names its product pyrimidodiazepine synthase. The record is from RefSeq and is a predicted model, not a curated record. Gene Ontology annotation, cellular component: cytoplasm. Lineage: Eukaryota; Metazoa; Arthropoda; Insecta; Hymenoptera; Orussidae. Gene Ontology annotation, biological process: glutathione metabolic process. Bases 329 to 1057 code for a protein of 242 amino acids. Gene Ontology annotation, molecular function: glutathione transferase activity; glutathione dehydrogenase (ascorbate) activity. The transcript has 5 exons.
AUUUGUUAUUUUAAAAACAUGUAAAAUUGAUCAUUCGGUAAAAUAAACGUGGAAACGGUAAAUACAAACUGAAGAACCGCCUGGAACUAAAUACAUGAAUGAAGUAAGCGGAAACAAUUGCGAAAAUUCCAAGGUCCAUAAAAUGCGAACCUUGCACCUCAAUCCGGAACCGAACUAACCUUCGAUUACACGAUCUUAGCAUGUCACUAGUUGCCUGUUUUAGGCAAAAACGGCUUUACGAAAUGUCAUAUGCAAAUUAGGAAAGGCUACAGCUAACGGUUCUUUACUUCGAGCAUUCCUUACAUUUUUACUGAAAAGCCUCUCGAACAUGAGCACUCAUCACCUGUCUACUGGCUCCACUGCCCCACCCUUAACACCUGGCAAAUUACGAUUUUAUAGCAUGAGGUUUUGUCCUUAUGCGCAGAGAAUUCAUCUCGUACUAGACAUUAAAAAUAUACCAUAUGAAGUUGUUUACAUCAACCUGACACAUAAACCGGAAUGGUUAUUAGAGAAGAACUCAUUGGGGAAAGUUCCUUGCAUAGAGCUUGAAAAUGGAGAGACACUCUACGAAAGUCUUGUCAUAGCUGACUAUUUAGACGAAGCUUACCCUCAGAGGCCUCUAUACCCAAAAAAUCCAUUGCAAAAAGCAAAGGACAGACUCUUAAUAGAAAGGUUCGGUUCGGUCAUUACAUCCAUGUACAAGUUAUACCGCAGUAUAGCCAUCGAACGAGAUGCUUUUGAAGAAGCUCUAACAGGUCUGGAGAUCUACGACAGAGAACUUGCGAAAAGAGGUACUCCCUUCUUUGGAGGUAGUAAGCCCGGAAUGCUCGACUUAAUGAUCUGGCCCUGGUGUGAGAGAGCUGACGUUAUAAGGAUUUUAAGCGGUGACCAGUACAUCAUACCACGAGACCGCUUCCUCAGAUUGCUGGAAUGGAGAUCUGCGAUGAAAGAAGAUCCUAGCAUUAAAAAGAGUUACCUCGAGCCAGAGAUACACACAAAAUACAUCAAAAGUCGCCUUGCUGGAUCACCUCAGUACGAUAUGCUAAUCGAAGCCUAAAUCAUUGCCCAAGUGCUCCAUAUUCUUUCUAACCUACGCUUGACUACGAUACAUUACUGCACUUAUUUGUUAAAUAUGUUGUUACAACACUUAAAAAAUGUAAUUUCAUUACAAAUAAUAUCCACUUUAUAAAA